UCUUCGAACAAGCUCCGGAUAAGGUUCACCUGUUUCUUUCAGAGGUUGUUGUUUGGCUUUCUCAACGUUUUCAAUUUAGUAUCCGAUUUGAGAAUGUGCACCACAGCUGUUUAAUACCUUUCAUUUGUGGCCAAAAUAGGAAGGUAUGGUGAGACAGUUUGAUGAAUUGAGGCAAUUCAAAUAACUUUUAAGUAGAUUUCAAAAAGAAUUACAAACUCCUAUGGAUUUCUAAUUAAACUAUACUGUCAUCAGGAAAAAGGAAAGAAAAAUCAUCAGUUUUAGGUUAGAAGGCGUUAUAGGAACGGAACAUAAUCAAUAAAGGUUUAUUAUGCAUUUAGAAAACAGGUGUCUAGAGUGCAGUGUGUCUAAAGAAGGGAGAAGGAAGGAGGGGUGAGAAAUGUAUGGGGCCGGCUGAGGGGGAGGAGGAGGAUGGGAUGGCUGUCCCUUCCCCUCGUCCUCUGUCUGACGGUGUUGGGCCAGUGCUGGGCUGUUUGUCGCCUUUCUGAACACACGUGUGACAACGGGCGCUGCAUUGAAUCUGGCCGAUACUGCGACGGCAACGAUGACUGUGGAGACUUGAGUGACGAACCAUCCGCCUGCACAAACUGUAACCGCACAUUCUACUCUGAAGUAAAUAUAAAGAAUGCUCUGAGGAUGACAGCCCCUUUUCAGAGGCCACUACCUUACGUAUGUUCCAUGACUUUUGUUGCUGCUGGGGGUGACUACGGAGAUGUUGUUCAGCUAACCUUCCUAUCAUUCCAAAUUGGAACUCUUGAACAAGAAAACAAUUACAACCUGUCUUGCCAGAAAGGAUACUUACAAAUAAUUGAGCCACCAGCUGUGACUAACGCUCUUCAUAGUCAACAAACAAGAGGAUUCACACAAUUGAUUUCUGCUUUGAAAGAACCCACUGAACAGUUGUCAUCCCUGUUUGAUACUACAAGGGGGAACCCAAACUUUGGCCGAUUCUGUGGAGACAUGAUUGGCAAGAGUGCUACAUUCUACACUGAAGGCAACAAUGUCACACUGCGAGUGGUCAUCCCUGGCAAAACAGCGCUCCACCCUUUUUCAUUUAGUGUAUAUUUGACUUAUAAGUUUCUUCCUAGAGACGCAGCUCCUUCUACACAGAGUACUGCACCUCAUCCACCUUCCCAACCACAACAGCAAGAGCAACAGCAUCCAUCUGUAAUCAAACCUCACGGAUCUUCAAAUAACAAUUAUUAUUAUGGGACUAGACUUAUGAACACUUAUUGUGAUAGGGUUCUUGUUAACUGUGAUCGAAAGAAAUGUGCCAUCCGGUCUCCGAACUUCCCAGGUUUUUAUCUUAGGAACAUAACGUGCCAUUUUUGGGUGCGGCAGGAUCAUGUGCCACAUGGCAAGCAUGCAAACAUAGUCCUUUCUCAAAGUAACGAGUACAAGAUUUCGUUAUAUACCGGUCGGUCCAAUCCUAUGUCCUAUCCGCAUGUUUCACUUACUGAAGAAUGCUACAGUGAUGUAAUUAGGAUAUUUGACGGACCAACAAUCACCUCUCCUUUGCUUAUUGAAUUUUGUGGUGCUGGAACACUCCCUGAAAUUAUAUCAAGCAGUUCAGAGAUUUUAGUGCAGCUAUAUAGCAUACCAAACCAAGUAAUGCAUAACUCCCAUGCUGAAAUAAACGUGGAAGUGAGAUUCACAGAUACCACCGACUACCGUGCACACAAUGGUAAAUGUGACUUCACAAUCGAAGGCUCGAAACACCGCUACGGAUUAGUUUACAGCCCUCGACAUACAGUUCCAAGAAAUACGACAUGUUCUUUCAAACUACAAGGUGCGAACGCGCAUGACAGGGUAUGGUUUUAUUUCUUAUCGUAUUUUGUCGAAGACAAGCAUCCCUGGUCAAGGAGAGAAACUUGCGAAGUUGGUAAGUUAGAGCUUUAUGAAACAGGCAGUGCCCGAAAAAGAGAUGCAGCUGCUCUACUUGUAACUUCAAAUUUUGAAGAUGCCGGAAAUGAACGAAGUCUUCCGGAUAAGAAGUCAGACGAACCAUCUUAUCGUUUUUGUGAAAAAACGUUUCCAAAGGUCUGUGCCCGAGCAGCUGAUAAACCUGACUAUGUUCCAGUCCGUCCAUGUAAGGUUCCCGAUGAAAGUUAUUUAUCACGUGGUCCGGGACUCAUUGUUAAACACAAUGUUUUCACUACACCCGAAUUAUCAACUUCAAGUAGUUCGUUUAUUUUGCGAUAUGAGUUUGUUGAUAUGAGGCAGCAUGGCAUGGCUAUAUCCAACAGCCACAAUCCGUGCGACAGACGGUUUGAUAGUAGAACGAAUCACAUUGGAACAGUAUCUUCGCCAAAAAAUGUGUUCUUUUUUGGACGGGGUGGAACUCUGAAUGUUUCCUGUACAUACGAAUUUUUAGGACUUCCUAGUGAAAGAAUUGUUUUGACAUUCACAGAUAUACGGUUGAGUUCAUCGAGUUGUGAGCACCAUUAUGACCCUGUGAUGGAACGGCACACAUGCCGUAGUGUGAAAAGUUAUAGGUCGCCGAAAAGAACUGCUAGUAUUAAUGUGAUAGAAAAGACAACUGGGAAUAUCCAAUCUUCCCUAGCUUGCUUUUGUGAAUUACAAUCUGAACCCAGAAGACCACUGGUGAUCGAAUCUGUAACAAAUUAUGUCAAAGUUUCAUUUUCUGUAUCUAAUAUGUCCCCUUUUGAUGAUUUUAACAAUUUUGGUUUUGAUGCUGUUUAUGAGUUCAUGCCUAUAUCUUUAUGUGAUGCUGAUAUCCACAGGAAAAAUGGAUCAAGCGAAGGCGAAGUUGUUUUCCAAGUACCAACUACAGUCGAGGGACGAGCAAUGCCUCUUCGAUGUCGAUGGCUUCUUGAGGCGGCACCUCAUAAAUAUCUCUACUUAAGAUUCAAAGGCACAGACGGAGGUGAAGGUUGCCAUUCUGGAAACAAAAUUAUUGUGUAUGCUGGAUUGCCAGUACAACCACUAUCAGUAGUCUGCUUACAUGGCGGGCAUAAAAACCCACCUUCUAUUGCUGGCGCAGAAUCUGCAUCUUCGUCAGCAGCUGGUGAUGACGAACGAGAAGUUGACGUUUUUUCAAACUAUUGGUACAAUGAUUCGGCUCAAGACAGUGGUGGUCGUUACGUACUUCGCGAUCACGUGUACAUUGAAGUGCUGGCCAACCAUGCCGAAACAGUUCGCUUUGAGUGGUUAGAAGUGACCAAACCUUUUUUCAGAACUCGUACAGGACAGACUCUAAGAGACAUGAACUGUCCGUAUGAAUGUCCAGAAUUAAAUGCCUGCAUAGGACCUGAACUUUGGUGUGACGGACGAAAGCAUUGCCCAUCUGGGUAUGAUGAGGCUCCUGUCCACUGUGACAAAUUUCCAACCACAUAUAUAGUGGGUGGAAUAUCUGCUGGUGCUAUCCUACUUUUGUUGGCUUUAACUCUGAUAAUGGUUCGCUGCCGGCGACGAGACUUUAAAGAAUCCAGACCUGUGCCAACGGAAGACUUCCCAAUGGAUAGCCCGCAUGUGUGAUAGAAGCUUAUGGGGGAAUAUUGUGUUUGUAAUGUGUACUGUAUUCACCUGUAUGUAUAAAAGGCGAGUGUGACACUAAAUUGCCUUGUUUGUUUCCUAAAGUUCUAUUUAUAUAAGGAAAUCUCGUUCUAUAAAAAGGAAAAUUCUUUUUGCAUACUUUAGUUUUUAAAAAAAAUAAAACAGUAAAAAUAACAAUAAAUUUAAAACUUUAUACACCCCAAUAACUAAGGAUAUGCC
This is a messenger RNA of Parasteatoda tepidariorum (common house spider), 3753 nucleotides long. RefSeq lists its product as uncharacterized. Gene Ontology annotation, cellular component: plasma membrane. Gene Ontology annotation, molecular function: protein binding. Lineage: Eukaryota; Metazoa; Arthropoda; Arachnida; Araneae; Theridiidae. The record is from RefSeq and is a predicted model, not a curated record.